AUGAGCGCGGCUUUUCGACGCGAGCCGAACCCUCCGAAACCGGUGCUCUCCGUGCGGUCCCAGGUCGACAGGGACUUGCACCCCGCUGUCGACACUGCUCUGCGUGACCUGAAGAAAUUCUCCCGUCGGCUGCACGCCACCUUCGACGCAUUCUCCGAGGAGCUACAGGUCUUGGACCGUGUUUUCUACAAGGGGAAAAAUCAGCAUCGCUCAGCUCUCUUCUGGCGUCGAGUCGCAGACAUACGCAAAUUUAGCCAGCGCAUAGCGGAAUAUAAUGCGCCUCAAAAUGUUGAUUCCUGCCGCUGCUCCUUCUUUGGUCCUGAUGUGCAGGCAAACUCGAAGGCUCUGAAAGGCGCCUGGUCCCACGUACCUGACAAUAAGACUAUGGCCUUCAUUCUCGACCGGUUCGUUGCGGGGAUCAAUUUGUUGGACAAGGCUCACGAAAGACUGCUCAAUGCAUAUCGCGCCUUCAUCCUCGAGAUGCAGUCCGGCUUCUUCAUACAGCUCAUACUCACCCUCGCUGCUCUCGCCUCACGCCUCGAUGUCCUUGUACAAGACCUGGCCGAUGCGCUGCGCGGGUCGUGGGCGUCGAUGUACAGGUUGUUUAGCGCCCUCAAUCCAUCCGAGGCGAAGAAGGUCCAGAAACCCCAGGCCGCUGGAGCGCUCGAUAGCGACAAGCAGGAUCUUCCUCCACAUCCCCCUUCGUCCACACUCCCUGUCGUCGAGGAAUUGCUAGGAGGCGGGGAGGAUACUGGCGAGACGAUCAAGCGUGUCGAGGCUAAGGUGCCCAUCGAGCCGUCGACCGGGGGCUCUAUGAUCAACACGCCUCUGUUCGACACUGCGAAGGCCAAUAGGCCAGACGAAGCGAAGCCCGCGUUCACAAUUGUGGACGACGACGAGGACACGAUCACCGUAGCCGACAUCACCGCGAUGCCCGGGCCUGCACGUAAGCCCUUCCUCGUUCCUCUCCCUUACAACCAGCUCACGACUCUUUUCCAAUUAGAAAUCAUCGCCAUACCGCCGACGGCCCCUCCAAGCAGAACCGCCCCAGCGACAGUGCAUCCGUCCAAGCAACCGGGCGUCGCCGCGUCAUCCACCAAGCAACCCAAGAAGCGCCCCGUCGAGGACGCGAAGGCGAAGGAGCAGGCACCCAAAAGGAAGAAAAAGAAGGACGCGAUAGACGACAUCUUCGGUUUCUGA
Molecule: messenger RNA, 1200 nt
Organism: Schizophyllum commune H4-8
Lineage: Eukaryota; Fungi; Basidiomycota; Agaricomycetes; Agaricales; Schizophyllaceae
Exons: 5
Coding region: 1-1200 (399 amino acids)
Source: RefSeq, a predicted model, not a curated record